AUGCCAGCCAGCGCCUUGGUUCUCUUCCCUGCCACUUCGGACGUCUCUUUCAACUUACCUUACUACGCCAACACUCACAUGCCACUGGUUUCGAAACAGUGGGGCAAAUACGGCCUCCGGGACUGGAAGGUGGUUGAGCUAGCCGACAGCCCCGAUGGGAGUCGCCCCUACAUUGUUGCGGCACUUCUAACGUGGGACUCUCUCGACGGGCUUCGUCAAGCUCUAGCUAGUGAGGAGGCUAAGGCGGUGUUCGAGGACGCUUCAAACUUCUGCCAUCUCAUUCAUCAAUUUCUGAGCCUCUUUAGAAUGUCUGCAGCAUUGGUUCUACUCACUGGGUCUACCGGCCACGUGGGGUAUGCAAACCUUAUCGAGGCAUUGAAGAAAGGCUACAAAGUGCGCGCUGCUGUGCGAUCGGAGUCAAAAGCUGCCACGGUCAAGAACGCCAAACCGACGCAGCCGUAUCUGGGCCAGCUCACAUUCACCACUGUCCCAGAUAUUCAGAAAGAAGGUGCCUUUGACGAGGCCGUCAAAGGGGUCGACUACGUUAUCCACACUGCGUCCCCUCUACCCGUUCCUUCGGACGAUGACGAGAAGAACAUCAUUCGACCUGCUAUCAAUGGAACUUUGAGCAUCCUCCAUUCAGCACUCAAAGAGCCUUCGAUUAAGAAGGUCGUUCUUACCUCGUCCGUCGCUGCAGUCUUCCCUUCCGAGCCGGGUAAGCCGUUUGUCGUCGAGCACGUCGAGGCAGAUCCCAAGGGACCAUAUCCCGACACCUUUUCCGCAUACAGUGCCAGCAAGAAGCUGACUCUUUAUCGAACCUACGACUUUAUCCGUGACAACAAGCCAAAAUUCAGCAUCAUCAACAUCAUGCCAUCCUUCGUCAUUGGCCGAAAUGAACUCGCCACUACCCCUAAGGCCAUCGUCUCUGGUUCGAACGCGCUCGCAUUGGGCCCGCUUGUCGGGAACAAGAGUGACACUCCAACGCCAUCGUUCGUGUGCCACAUCGACGAUGUCGCAUUCGUCCACGUCGCCGCCCUAGACCCUAAGAUUACCGAGAACCAGAACUUUGGUGUGAACUAUACGUCAAGCAACCCCAUCAACUGGGACGACGCCAUCGACAUCGUUAAGCGACACUUCCCUCAAGAGGUCGAAGCGGGCGUGUUCCCGCUCGGUGGCACGCUUCCUUCUGUUCACGUCCCCUUCGAUGCAAGUAAGACUGAAAAAACUCUUGGACUCAAGUUUAAGGGUUAUGAGGAACAAAUCGUCAACCUCGCUGGAUGGUAUGCCCAAGCUGUUGCCAACGCCAAUUAA
This is a messenger RNA of Cladophialophora immunda, 1311 nucleotides long. RefSeq lists its product as uncharacterized. The transcript is spliced from 2 exons. The record is from RefSeq and is a predicted model, not a curated record. Lineage: Eukaryota; Fungi; Ascomycota; Eurotiomycetes; Chaetothyriales; Herpotrichiellaceae. Gene Ontology annotation, molecular function: oxidoreductase activity, acting on the CH-OH group of donors, NAD or NADP as acceptor. The coding region runs from base 1 to 1311 and encodes 436 amino acids.